AUGAACGCGACCUUCCUGAACCACAGCGGCCUGGAGGCGGCGGGCGGCUUGGGCGGCGGCGGCGGGGCCACCCUGGGGAACCGCAGCCACGGGCUGGGCACGUGGCUGGGCUGCUGCCCCGGGGGCGCGCCGCUGGCCGCCACCGACGGGGUCCCCGCGGGGCUGACGCCCGACGAGCGCAGCCUGUGGGUGUCGCGCGUGGCGCAGAUCGCUGUGCUCUGCGUGCUGUCGCUCACCGUGGUCUUCGGCGUGUUCUUCCUGGGCUGCAACCUGCUCAUCAAGUCGGAGAGUAUGAUCAACUUUCUGGUGGAGGAGCGCCGGCCCUCCAAGGACGUGGGCGCCGCCAUCCUGGGGCUGUACUGAGGCCGCCUCGGCCCGU
Molecule: messenger RNA, 379 nt
Organism: Panthera uncia (snow leopard)
Lineage: Eukaryota; Metazoa; Chordata; Mammalia; Carnivora; Felidae
Gene: RPRML
Product: reprimo like
Exons: 1
Coding region: 1-363 (120 amino acids)
Source: RefSeq, a predicted model, not a curated record